This is a messenger RNA of Stereum hirsutum FP-91666 SS1, 1807 nucleotides long. RefSeq lists its product as uncharacterized. Gene Ontology annotation, biological process: nuclear inner membrane organization. The record is from RefSeq and is a predicted model, not a curated record. The transcript is spliced from 7 exons. Bases 20 to 1786 code for a protein of 588 amino acids. NCBI's taxonomy places the organism in Eukaryota, Fungi, Basidiomycota, Agaricomycetes, Russulales, Stereaceae. Gene Ontology annotation, cellular component: nuclear inner membrane; chromosome, centromeric core domain; mitotic spindle pole body.
GCUCAGCUAGGUUAUCUUCAUGGCUCCCCUACUCCGUCGAAGGACACAUAUAUCCUGCUUUUUCUGCCAGUCUCUCCUCGACCCCACUCCUCUGAACCCAAACUCAUUCAAAUGCCCUCAAUGCGACUGCUGGAACCGAUACAACUCCAAGGGCGAAAUCAUGGCCGAUGAGCCUGCCAUGCGUGAUGAAUCCCUUAACAGACGGUCUUUUGCUCGGAGAGCUUCGCCGAGAAAGGAUCGUCUGCCAAGUACCUUUGGGAGUGCGCCAUUCUGUAACACUUGUCAGUCUAACCAGCGGCUUAUCAUGAACUUGCUUUCGAGUUAUCUACCCUCUUCCGAUGAUCCGGACUACGGGCGAAGACUGGAGACGUACGAUGAAUACGAAGCAUCGGUGCACAAGCGCUAUAGACCCGUUUGCGAGAGAUGUCAGCCGCUAGUCGAGGAGGAAAUCCGUAAAAACGAUGCUCUGGCAAGAUCGAAGGUGUUGGGCGGUUGGUUGCGCGUUUCCAACCCUUCGCAGAAGCGUAUACCUCGUUCCUUGGGAGAGAGGGCCAAGAUGGAGAAAGAUAUACGGUUAUGGAAGGUCAGAGGGCUGUUGUGCAUGACGACGUUGGGCUUAGUUUUGGCUGGAGAUUUAGCAGGUGCUCUGCGCUACCAGUUACCCCAAUCACCAAGAUGGACACUUGCUAUCCGCUCGUUUCCCUUGCUCGUCCUGCUCUCCAUAUUAUGGACAAUGUGGGAACCAACAUGGGCCCGACUACGGCGUGACGAGUUUCAAGGUCGGAAGAGCACUGUAGAAGGGAAGGGCAUGCAUAGAGCCCUACAGCUCGUAGCUUGGCUCAAAAGGCUGACUAUAUCUAUUAUCCUGGCUGCAUCCACAUUCAACAGCGUUCCGGAUUACUUGGAAGUCUACACACAACCACCCUCUCUAUUUCGACGUGCCCUAUUCGCUUCAUUCCUAACAUGCGAACUAUCAAUUGCCAUCUACAGCUACUCAUCCCUCCACCUCAGCCGCUCCCCCUCAAUCCGCCUCAUUGACGACAACCACAGUCGUCCCUCCACACCCUCCUCCAGCCACUCCUCCUCCGGCUUCCCCGCCUCAAAAUCAGCAUCCUUACCACGUCCCUCCUCCUCCCGUUCCUCUGCUCCUCCCAUACCUUCCUACGACGACGACGACUCUCUCCUCGACUCCCUCUCCUUCUCUUCCUCCCACCUCCCAAUCGCAUCCUCAUCCUCAUCCACCCGCCACCUGAACCCCAUAUUCGGCGUCCCGUCAUUCGAGCGCGCAUCAUCCAAAGCUCGUUCAGAACCCCCUAUGGGCGAUCCGGACGCUAUGGACUGGCAGCCGACGACUCCCGCGCGUCUACGUGCAGGAGCAAACGGAGGAGCGUUCCAAAGCCCUAUAUCCCCAUUAUCAUCCCGAAUGGGUCCGAGUAACUCUUGGGCGGCGUGGGGUAACGCGAACGGCAACGGGAAUGGGAACGGAGGGUUCGACGAAGCGACGGGGUUGGAGAACUUACUCGCACGUACGAACCUUGCCGAUCUCGACGGUUCGGGUGGGUUUGGUGGUGGUGGUAGUGGUGGUGGUAGUAGGUGGGGCGGUGGUGGUGGCGGCGGUGUGGGAGGGAGAGGAGGAAGAGGAAGGACGGGGCGGCAGACUCGGAGAGGGAGAGGGGGGAGAGGACAAGAGUUCGAGUGGCGGUGGGUUUAUGUGGCAUCUCUUGUGCCGUUGACGGUCGCGGCAUAUAUUGCGUGGCGGAACGUUCGGGGUACGUACGAGUAUUGAGUAAGGUUUGUAUAUAGUUUA